Messenger RNA from Melanotaenia boesemani (Boeseman's rainbowfish), 9876 nucleotides. It is a transcript of the gene cep192, whose product is annotated as centrosomal protein 192. The coding region runs from base 264 to 8531 and encodes 2755 amino acids. The transcript has 52 exons. The record is from RefSeq and is a predicted model, not a curated record. Lineage: Eukaryota; Metazoa; Chordata; Actinopteri; Atheriniformes; Melanotaeniidae. Gene Ontology annotation, biological process: mitotic spindle assembly; protein localization to centrosome; centrosome duplication. Gene Ontology annotation, molecular function: protein kinase binding. Gene Ontology annotation, cellular component: pericentriolar material; cytoplasm; centriole.
CGCUGUUUGGUGUUUAAGAACUGUAGCAGAGUUUGUUUGAAAUGGCCAAUUUGAAGAGAAAAUUAAAAAUAUAAGCGCCGAGGAAGGUACAUUAGUAAUAUAAUUAGAUUUUAAGCGUGUCUGAGUAAGUCUAUAAAGACAAAGGUUGAGUUGGUGAGGAACAAGCAGUGUUGGCCCGCUCCUGGAGUACUGAAUUCUUUACAGAUGAUCUUCACCUAAACUAACUCAAGCCACGUUUGGCAGUCCCAAUGCUCCUUUAAAAAAUGGCAGAAACAUUUUAUAAGUUGGAGGAUGAAGCCUUCCCCAGUUUCCUUGACAAAUCUCUGGACAACACCAGUAGCCGUGCCACACUGGGGAAUGUGACAUUGGGUUCAGGCCCAGGGCUGCCAGUGGCUGCCUCUACAGUCGCUAAAAUUAGACCUGGAUCUGACAACAGAGAUCAUGUUGAGGCAUCAUAUCUAGAGGGCAGAGAACUACAGCAGGGCAACACACUGACGACUGUUGGUGAACAGCCCAGGUUUGCCCUCAGCUUCAAAGAUGAUUUGGACAAUGCAGAUGACUUUAUUGCAGCUCACCGCCUUUCAGACGUGCUGGUGAAGAUCAGUCUGGAUGAGACUGGGUCCAGAAGCCAAGUCUCCACGUCCGGUUUUCUUCCCAUACACAUGGCUUCAGAGUUUGGUCGGCCCACAGAAUUCGGAACAGAUCUGUCAACAGGACUUUUGUCGUUUGCUCAGUUUAGACAAAAGGAGACUGCAGAUGCAAAGGGCUUACCAGCCACAGCUGAGGAGGAUCACAACCAGAGCGAAGGAGUGGAUAGCGACCAUUUCAGUGGCAGCAACGCCAGCUUCCUGGCAAAUGAAAAGCUCAUGUCUGUGGACAGCAUGAACAGUGAUAUCACAGAUGAUGACAUCGAUUUAAACAAUCUGCCUGAUGAUGAACUGGAGGUCUACUUCAAUAAACUGAUUCCUCCUGCAAUGCAGAGAGGAAGAGUGGAGGGUCAGGAGAUUCCUAGAACAGGGGUGGCAGCUGCUUCUGAUGAUAUAUCAGAGACGAGUUCUACAGAAGCAGAACAGUAUCGAUAUCGGUUCCUUGAUCAGUACGAUCAGGAGGAUUUCCAGAUGCCUGAUGUGCGCCUUGCAGCUACAGGUAUGGAUUCCUGUCCAGCCAGCGAUGAGGACACGGAGGAUGAGCUGGAGUCGGCAAGAAGGAUCAGCAAUACCACCAGGACACGGCUGCUGCCAAGCACGUCCAGACAGCUGGUUGGAGAAAGUAACCAUCCCACGUUCAGGCCCGGCCUAGAAGGGGGCAGUUCUGAUGAUGAGGCCUCUGCUGGCCGUAGCGGUCCUUCUCUGUCUGGAAUCGAACAUAGAAGAUCUGCUGAAGGACAGGUCAUCAACCCUCCCGUCACAGGGGAUGGAGGAGGUGGAGAUGGGAGCAGUGGGAGUGAGGAAAGUGGGAACGAUGGGGGAGUUUCAACCAUCCCUCUUCCAGUGAACAAUGUCCACACCACCUACGACGCCCUGCGUGGUCUGGGAAUUGUGGGUAGCAGUCCUGUCAGUGAAGAUGAGAAUGGUGGUCUGAGUAAUCUGCCAGGUCACGGAAGGAACGGUCUUCCCAGGCAUACAGAGAUGGGCGACCGUGUAGGCCCUGUAGGAACCGGGGAGGCCAGCUCUGCUGAAGGCACAUCUGGGGCACCUCAGAGACUUCCUGUCAACUGGAGCAUGAUGUUGGACCGACAAGAGGCACUGGAUGCUAUGGAAAGCACGGACUCCGGACCUGCAGCUGAUCGCUUGUUGGAUUCGGUCUACUUGAGGAACGGAGCUGGACUGAGGAGACCUCAGGAUUCAGCAAACCUAACGUCCUCUCACCUUCAAGGCACCCAGGGGAGCUUUUGCCUCUCCCAGGUUCUGCUACCAGAUUGUGAUGACAAUGAUGGAUUAGAUGAGCCUGAUGGAGCUAGACACUCGUUAGGACUGAGGGGAGGACCCUGUGGUGAUGUGACUGCUGCUGAGGCCUCAGACGGUAACAGUGAGGAUGACAACAAUCCCCUUUCGACUUCCCUGGAACCCAAGUAUUUCUCCCAGAGUUUCCACCAAGAAGAAGAUGAUUCAGAUGAGGGGUGGAACCAUUGUCCGGACAAUGUGGAGCUGGAGUUUCAACAAGCUGCAAAUGCCACUCAUAACGUCGUUUACCAGAACGAAGAAGGCCAGUGGGUAACAGACCUUGCAUACUACUCCUGCUUUGAGAAGGAGGUUGAUGGGCAGACGUCUGAGGUUGAAGAGCAGUUUCAAAUCGAGGACUUUGUACCUGCCAGUGAUGCUAUGGCAAAGAUAGUGAAGGAUCAAGAGGACUUUGAAAAGGAGCACCAAUUUAUGCAGGAGGAGCAGAUUGAACCAGCCAGCAGCAACAACACCUUUCACAGUGACUCGUCAUGGAAAGUCCCCACAAAUGGCCAAUUUCUGAUGAGGGCUUCUCAGGUCUCCUCGGAGUUCAGGCAGGCAGAUGAAAGUUACCUGCGACUGUCUUUAGGACAGUUUUUUGGGCAGCGCUCUGAAGCUCUGGGCUGUUUGGGAAACACUGAUGUGGAUGAAGUGAAACGGCCAUCCUUUGGCUACAUCAUUACCUCUCCAGAGAAAAGGGAGCCAUUUCCCCUAAUUCGUCCCUCAGAAAUCACAUCUCAAGGCAAUUCUCCCCACAAUGACACAACGGAACUUAGUGAAGCCGACAAAACACUCAACCCAGAAGACCUCGACAAAACUCUCCAUGUUCCAGGUGAAAGGAUGUCUCCUAAAGGGGAUACUGAUCCAGAACAUUGUGAACCAGAGGCCUGUACGCUCAGGGCUGCACCUCCUGUACAUAGCCAGGGCUCAGGCUCUGAGUUGAACCAAAGCUGUUUGUCCCCUGACAAUAACAGCAGCCAGCUGAUGCUGAGCAUUAGUACGAUUGCUUCAGCCAUUGCUAAUGCAUCCAUCAGCACUGACCCAUCACAGCUGGCUGCCAUGAUCAUGGAUCUGUCCAAGAAGAGCCGAAUGAGGAAUCGUCCAGAGUCUGCCGGCAGGAAUGCAGAGGAACCCGCUGCAGCGCAACAUAUCCAAAUUGAGCCAGAUUACAGUGCCAUCCUCGACACACUGCAGAGAAGCAUCUGUGCUGGAGAGAUGAGCGCCUUUGACAUAGAAAAAUACCUUAAAAAGGCUGAUGUGUCAGGCACCAGUGACUCCUCUGAGGCCCACACGACCUUUGAUUUAAGUGGUUGGGUUGAUGGUCUCGGCUGCUCUCAGAGGAAUCCUCAAGCGGGAUAUCCUGUGAACCAGGAGAAUGAGAAUCAGCAGCUCUCUUCAAGUACAAAAACUGAGGAGGACAAAGGAGAAGUGAUGGCGCUUGCAAGUACACACUCCUCUGCAGUGCUGCUUUCCAAUGCAUCGUCACCAGCAAAGAGGGGAGACUUAAAAAAAAGCUCUAUUCCACGUCCUCGCCUGUCACUCGGCGCUGCCAGAAAGUCUGAAGGCUCGAGGCAAUCUUCCCCACCCAAGCCUGCAGCAGACAAACUGAAAUCCUCUGAUAGCACUGCUGCGUCUUCAGCAGAGACCUUUAACUGUGCAGGCAGGACCUCCACAGAAAACGAAGUCAAGCCUGGAGAAGUGAUCUCUAAAACGUCCAAUAAUGAGAAUGCUAAAAGCUUACACAGAACCUCCCCAAACUCCAGAAAAAGACACUCUGGCCUGCCUUGCCGUAAAGCCUCCUCACCCUCAGCCCAGAGGUCGAAGAGUGUAGGCCAGCAGCCACAACACAGACCCAGUGGUUCUUCUGAGAAGAAACCAGCAGCAAGCUUCACCGCUGCUCCUCUACCUCAUAACUCUGUGGAGAAACAUGUUGGCUUCUCCUGCCAAAAUACUCAGCCUCCACGAGACCCUUCAUGCGGGUUUUCUGAGCCAUGCGUGGAGGAAUCUCAAGGCAACUUUAGACCAUCCACCUCUCCGCUCACUCACUCUUCUCCAAGCCAGGCCUCCAUUCCCAGUGCUGACUGGUUGUCGUCACCUACGUCAAAAAAUGGCGUUGUUGCAGACAGAAGUCUGGGUCCUGACCUCUCACCUCAGUCUCUCUGCUCCAGUCCCAGUCUCAGCAGGCUCACAUACAUCUCAACGAAUGAUGGCACUGUUGUACCUACACCUGAGGGCCAUAAGAGGAACUCAUCUAUGGCACUGAGUACCACAAUCAUCAGAUUCAGCCCAACUCCGCCUGUGGAACCUGAUGCACCGUCUAACCUGGAUAUUCUUAACCUUCCCAAAAGCCUUGAUGGUGUUCAGUCGCAACAUUCAAAAAGUCUGGACCCACUACCAGCGCAGCAGUGUAAAAAUCCAGAGUUCUCACGCAGUAGUUCUGCUCUGAGCUGCACCCGCAGCCAGAGCAAAUGCAACUACCGCUGUUCAGGUGACAUUUCCACAGGAUGCAAGAACCAUGAGCAUCUUUCUGAAGCAAAUGCAAGGCAGCUCACAAAAGUGGAUUCAGGUUACUGCAGCAAUCUAAACAUUCAGCAGAUCAGCGGCUCCCACCAGUGGCGAACUUCUACAUCAGUAUUUCCGUCCGUAUAUGCUGGUGGCCUCGGCGUGCCCCCUGCCUGCUCAGCAGAGGGGCUUCAUUAUGUGCCAAUCCCCAGCUUUAAGCCUCAGUGUCCUGGACUGAUUGACCUUUCCCACAAAGGAAAUAUUCAGUCCCUCCUGACCGGACGGCCCCUCAUCAGCUCCCAGCUACCUCAGCUGUAUUUGGGAUCUGAAGCUUCGUUACAUCCUGGUACUUUUCAUGUUGGCCCACCAGGAAAUGCUCUCUACUCUGUGUCCUCUACAGGUCCUAUUGGGAUUUCUGGAGCUGCUGAGUCCCAUCACCUCCCUAGACCACAUCAGAGUCAGCAGGAGCUGAGAAUGAUGGGAAAACCAUACAGUCAAUAUGGUGGAGAGCCACUGGUGACGGGUGGUCUUGAGGAACUGAGAGGCCAAGUGGUGGUACCAGAGGAGCUUCGGUUCCCACAUGCCUGCUGUGUCGGCAUUGCUUCGCAGACCUCAUUAAGCCUCUUUAACCCCUCGGAGAGAUGGCAGCAAGUGUCAAUCACUGUCACCAGCUUGGCUAUAGAUGGAGAAAAGGUGGACAGCUUGCCUUACCAGUGGUUGAUGGUGAAGAACAAGACAAUUAUUGGCCCCAAGAGUACAGAGGAGCAGAAGGUGCUGUUCGUCCCUCCCCAGGCUGGUGUCUACCAGUGUACCCUCAGUGUUUGCUCCUGGCCUGCAUCAGCUGACACGGAGCUGGCUGCCAGGGCAAAUAUAUUUGCCAAAACUGUGGUGCUUGUUGCCAUAGCAGAGAAUCCUGCACUAGAGAUUGAACUUGGCAAAUCUGGUUGUCUGGAUUUUGGAGACCUGCCAGGAGGCAGCACUAAGUCACUUCCCCUGAGAUUGCUCAACAGGACUCGUGCCACCGUACCCAUCCGUCUCGUCAUCAGUGCGAAUGCAACAGCAUGGCGAUGCUUUACCUUUUCCAAACACCCCGUCCCUAUAACGUCUGAGGCUACACAACAAGCUGGACUCAUGACUCCAGUUUCUUGUCCCUCGGUGAUGAAUCAUGUGUUGCAUGCCAGCUACGGAGAGAGUCCAGAAAGCUUCACUGUCUGGGUUCAUUUCAAGUCCCCUCACAAGCAUGCAACCCCCUCAGGCGAGCUUGGUCCAGCUGAUGAGUACAGUGGCCGGGUAGACAUUGAAGUGGACUCCCCUGGUCCAAGUCAUGUUAUCAGAAGUAUUUGCCUCAAGGCCAGGUCUGGAACUGCAAGGGUCCAUGCUCCUAAAGACCUGCAGACUCUCAGCCUUUAUGCUCCAGUGGGUAAAUGUAGUCAGCAGAUGCUGCCGUUAAAGAAUGCAGGAAACAUUGAUGUGCACCUGAAACUCAAGUGCAGUGAAGAUGGUGAUAGUUUUUCCACGACACCUGAUGAGCUGUUGCUGAAAGUGGGAGAGGAGCGAAACAUUGUGGUGUCGUUCAAAACAAAUGAUAGCAGGAAAUGUAAAGAAAGCCUCCUCACCAUCCUGGUGCUGCCGUCAGGCCCUCAAUAUGAAGUGACAUUGAAAGGAGAAGUAACCCCUCCUGGCUCUGGAAAACCAGCAGUACCUUCCGCUUCUGUCCAUGGCCCAGCUCUGACCACCGAUGUCCCACCAAUCCUCUCUAAUAAGCAGUUCGUGGCCUGGGGAGGAGUCACCCUGGGACGAGCUGUCCAACAGAAGCUGGUUCUAAGGAACAACUCGACCAGUGCCACACAGCAGCUGCGUUUGCUUAUUCGUGGUCAAGACCAAGAUUGUUUCCAGCUCCAGAGUAUGUUCAGCCUUGAAGAGCGUCUAACCCAUCAUGGAGAGCUGUCUAUUCGUCCAAGAGAGGAUGUGACGGUCCACUUGCUUUUUGCUCCCACGAGGGUGGUCUGCAUGUUGGCCAAGCUGGAGAUCAAACAGUCUGGGGUCCGGCCUUCACAACCAGGAGUCAAAUUUACUAUUCCACUGUCUGGCUACGGUGGAACGAGCAACAUCAUCCUGGAGGACCAGAGGAAACAGGCAGAUGGUUAUGUGGCAGCACUGACUGAUAUUGCUGUGGGACGUGUUAGCAAAGUGUGUUUGUGCGUGAGGAACACUGGCUCCAGAGCAGCCUUCAUCAAAGCUGUUGCUUUCUCUGAUGUACCAACCCGAUCGGUGAUGGAGCCCUCUGUCAUCAGCCUGGCCCCUUCACAGUUUGUACUGAAGGAAAGAACACAGGAGGUGAUCACCGUGUUAGUAAAGUCCACCCAAAGAGAGCAGCGCCUGUGUCAGUCAGCCAGUCCGUUGCUGGCUACAGUCUGUCUGUUUUGUGGAGAUGAAGUCUCCAGGCAACAAUACAGGAAAUUGCUCGAGAGUAAACCAGAGUCUGCGUUGAAGGCCCUGUCUGAGAACAGUCUGCUGAAAAACAUCGACUUCAAUGAAAAGUUCCUGGGAGAGGAAAAUGUUACUGAGGCCUAUGACCUGCCCCAGCGUCCUAAUGAGGCCCACAUCUUCUACGGCAAUAUGAGUAGGGUGGUGGUAUCGUUGCUGGGAAGUACAAAAAGCUCAGCGUGUGACCAGGGCGAGCUGCUGCUGACCUCUGCCAUGACAGACACACAGAGAUGUUGUGUAAUUCCCAGUGGCUUGUCAAAUGGAAACAUGUCUCUGGAUGUGCUGCCAGUGAAGGAUCCCCAGGGUCCAGCACUGAGAGUUGCAGGACCUUCCUUUAAGGCUUCAGAAUCACUGCACACCCAUUCUGAAUCCUGGACCAUCCACCCACAACAACUUGUCCUCGCAGCUCCCACCAUCAAUGGGCCAUCCACCACCAGCCAGGUUCAGAUCCAAAACAACACUUGUAAAGAGCUAAACUUUGAUCUGUCCUGGCCGGCUCACUGCCUCACCAUCACGCCUCAGCAUGGAGUCAUCGAGCCUCAGUGUCACCUGCAGAUUUUGAUCAGCCCCAACCCCUCACUAUCAACCAAAUCUGCCCUGCUGCCAUGGAGUGGGCAGGUUUAUGUCCAGUGUGAUGGUCAGCAGAAGUUUAUCAAGGUCCAGAUACGUCAGGACUUGGCUCUGGAUGUGUCUGCAGCCCCAGCAGAUACAACUCUGUCAGCCCUGCCUGCUCAGGCUGCUACUCCUCUGCUUCCUGUGGCCAGGCUCGGCACCAAGCCCUCACUGACCACACAGACGCCGCAGACUCGUCAGGCCCUGGUGGAAAUUAGCAACAAGGCCAUCAUCUUUCCAACGGUUCAUUCAGGGGAGGCAUCGGAGGCCGACCUGGAGGUGCAGAAUGGGGAGGUGGAAGUGAGGUGGUACUUAUCAUCAUUUGCUCCUCCGUAUGUCAAGGGGGUUGACAACACUGAAGAUGUUUACAGGGCCACCUACACUGCUUUUAGAUGUUCCAAGGUCUCAGGAACCCUGGGGGCUCAUGAGAAGAUGCAGGUUCCUGUUACCUUCAUGCCCAGAGACAGAGGGGACUACGUCCAGUUCUGGGACUUGGAAUGCCACCCCGUGUCCCAGCCUCAGCAGAAAACCAGAAUCCGCUUCCAGCUGUGUGGGACGGGAACAAAGUCUGGACCAGUGGAAGGACCACAGGAAGGAGACUGCUCUCUGGUGAAGACAGAAGCCAAAGUAAAGAGCUGGAAGAGAUCUGAUGCUUCAGCAGGAAAAAGCUGUCAGGAGGAGGCCGUGCAGAGGGGCGUGUACUCUCCGCAGGAGCUCUACACCUUCCCAGACACACGGGUCGGUGAGUUCAGCACUCUGAAGGUCAACAUCCGCAACAACUCAUCCGACAUGCAUGAGCUGAAAUUUGUAAAACCUAGGGAGCCCUUCCAAACCAAGCAUUCCCAAUAUUCCCUGAGAUCACAGCAUUAUCUGAAACUUCCUGUCAAAUUCAAGCCCAGUGCAGCAGGCAGACACACAGGCCUGCUGCUCGUCCAGUCAGAAACCAGUGGAAGUCUUGUUAUUCAGCUGACUGGUGAGGCAUUGCCAUGAGUUCUCCAGCCACGUCAUACGGCACCACCUCGUACUGCUGGAUGCUCUUUGCUAUGCUGUUCACUGUGGGACAAAAGAAAAGCCAAACCACAGACUGCUGAAGAUCACAUGAAGGCAACUGGAUUUAAAUCCGUGCUUGGCAUAUUUUUAGAGAUGCGUCUUGUGUCUGACAACAUGGAGGUGGCUGGAAACACCCCUAUGUAUAUGUAGAAAAGAGACGUGUCCCCAGCUGAACCAGAAGAAGAAAAAUGAAUCUCUUUGUGUCAGAAGCUGGAUGGUCCACUUGGUCUGACAGUUCAGAGAGCUUGUCAUUUUUGUCGUUUUCCUCUACAUCUGGUAUUUGCUGGACUCUUCAGUCAAGUCACAAGGCAGCAUUGUUGUUGCUGCAGCCCGUCACACAGCGGCAGUACCAGCUGAGAUACGUUUGGGAUUACUGCAGCGGGUCACACAGAAAUGCCUUUGUCUCUUGUUUGGUAACAAGACUGCAGGGAUUUUGUUUUUGGAAAAGCUGCAUUGCGUCAUCUUUUUUUUUUUUUUUUUUUUAUAUUACUCUGUUAAAAUCUGAAAAAGAAAUUCUUUGUCUCAGAAGCCGAUGAAGUCAUUUUCUGCAUUAUGAUUGUAAAACAGCCACAAGAUCUUUAAGAUUCCUGGUUUUUAAUGGAGUCAUUUCAUUUUUAAAUGGCUGCUAUGGUCUAUUUACAUUUCCUUAGAUUUUUCUAAUCUUCUGUACUGGUGUGGUUUCUAUGGAGAUGGCUCUUCGUGUACAGUCCACCUGCACAGUUACUUCUGUUGGCACCAUGUGUCCCAGCAACCUCUAAGAUUUGUUCCAAACUGUCCAGAUGUAGUAAUUUGGUCCUGAUCAGGGCAGCUCACAGCAACAUUAGGAUGGUUGAUGACUGUUAUUACACGCUAAAAGAGUUUCCUCUGAUGGGCUCUUUGUUCGGCAGCUAGCCAGGUCUGCUUAGUAUGGUUACCAUGGCAAAACGAUGGUAAUCACUGUUCCAGUCACAGAAAAUUAGCUCCCAGUUUCCUCUUUUGGCUUUUGGGGCACGUGGCCAGAAAUGCGAGAAGGGGUAUUGGCUUCGCUUCCAUAAUCAGCUUUGGAACUGGAUUUGCUCAGAGUUGUGUGUGCAAACUUCCUCACGGAUGUUUUUAAUCUGUACAUGUCACAUUCAGUGUAGCAGCAAUUUGGUGAACACUAAUGUUUAGAAAUAUUUUCCUGCAUAUUGACAUUUUAACAUGAAGGCAGGGGCUUGACAACCAUCUGGACACUGAUUUACAGUUUGCACUAUGUUAUGUAAUAUAUUGUAUGUACACAUUUUAAAUAAAGUUUUUUGGUAAAUAA